Messenger RNA from Cryptotermes secundus, 5482 nucleotides. RefSeq names its product zinc finger protein 436. Bases 1713 to 2618 code for a protein of 301 amino acids. The transcript has 2 exons. The record is from RefSeq and is a predicted model, not a curated record. Gene Ontology annotation, molecular function: DNA-binding transcription factor activity, RNA polymerase II-specific; RNA polymerase II cis-regulatory region sequence-specific DNA binding. Lineage: Eukaryota; Metazoa; Arthropoda; Insecta; Blattodea; Kalotermitidae. Gene Ontology annotation, cellular component: nucleus. Gene Ontology annotation, biological process: regulation of transcription by RNA polymerase II.
AGCAUGAACAGACCCAAUAAGACAUAAAUUUCUGCCUCUCUUACAGGUUUCCGUGCCCAUCAGGCAACCUGAUUAAUAAUUGACGCCCACAUAUACACUGUUCUUUGCAUAUGUUGGUUUAUUUGAUAGUUGUGCUGCCCCUCGAGGUCCAACACUGGCCAUGAAAUUUUUCGUCCCUUAUAGUUUUCCAGGUUUUCCCAAACAAAAUCUUGAGUGAUACUGUCGUCUUCAUCACUGCCAUCAUUCACCACACGAAGAAGAGCAUCAACCUCCAUUUCAUUGUCAGUGUCGGAUUCUGAAUAUAAUCAGCUUCCUUCUGAUUCACUUAGAAGUAAAGAUUCUCCCAUUUUUUCAUCUUGCAACACGGCUGAUUGCUUCUUGGCAAUGCCUGCCAGGGCUGCUACAUGCAAAGUGCAUUAUUCGUAUUUAUAGAGCAGAAGGGAAUGUACAGCAGAAGCAUUCAUACAUAUACCGAGUGUUCAUUGUGCAGUCCUAGUAGCUUCUCUGUACAUUGUCAUGGCACAUGCUAUAGGAGCAGCUGACUAACUGAAGAACUGAAGGCCAUUCAUUCGGUGAUCACCUGAUCAGUGAGCAGGUCAGUGUUGUCAGUGUUACAACAUAAAAGUCUUAUAUAAGCUUCUAUCUUUAGUGCCCUGCUCUGUGUCUUUAUGGAUCAUGUGAGAUACAAUUGAGAAUAAAGAGGUUUCAUUUAUGAUUGUUAUGUGAAGAAAAGAAAGUCAUACAAAUUGUGCAGGAGAAAAUUUCCCGAAACAACAUGUCCAUCUGGAGAUGCAGUUUCCAAAUUAGUGAAGAAAGUUUGAACCCACUGCAUUUUAAUUGACAGAAAGCUGUUAAGAAGAAGUCAUGUUUUAACUGAGGAAAAACUUGAUGACAUCAGUCAUUGAUUAGAAAAUUGUCCUGGAAAAUCUUUGCAGUGAUUAGCAAAACAAAGUGAUAUUUCUGUAGGCAGUGCGUAGAAUGCAACUAAAUUGUUGCAUGUUUGUCAGUAUAAAAUUACUAUUGUUCCUAAAAUUAGACCUGUGGAUUAUGAAAAAAAGAGUGAGGUUUUGUAAUUGGUUUAUCAGUCGUGUGCAUGACAGACUUAUUGACCCUAAGCUGACAUUUUUUACAGAUGAGGCUAAUUUUAAUCUCUGGGGAUAUGUUAACUCACUAAACAACAGGUAUUGGAGUAGUGAAGAUCCUCGUGCCCUAAUUCGCCUUCCCUUUAUGACCAAAAGUUAGGCAUAUGGUGUGUGAUUAGCACAAACCAUAUCAUUGGGCCAGUAUUUUAUGAAGGAACUCUUGAUGCUGAACGAUACAUUAAUGAAAUAAUCCACUUUUCAUGAAUUUGGUGCCUGCAGAAGAAAGAUUCGGUUAUUUUAUGCAAAACGGUAUUACCCCAUACACAGCUAAUGAAACUAUCCAAGCAUUACGCAGUGUGUUUGGGGAACUAAAUGGGGAGGAUAGAAUUAUUAGCAAGGUUUGUUGCCCCCUAGGUCCCCAGAUCUAAACCUCUAUAAUUUUUAUUUGUGGGGAAAAUUCAAAGUUGUGUAUGCCAACAAACCACAUGACCUGGAGGCUCUAAAACAUAAUAUUUGUGAAGCAAUUUACAACGUUCAGCAACAUAAAUUGCUACAAGUUUCCUGAAACCUGUUUAAAAGAAUUCAGACAUGUCUCACAGCAGAGGGCAGACAUUUUGAACAUCUUCUGUGAUGAAUACUCCAAAUGAACAAUAUCUCUGUGGUGAGAAUGAUCCGUAUUCCCGUCAUCAGAACACGUGUAGUGCACAGCAUCCAUGUACUGAAGGGUGUCAUAAAUCAUUCAGUCCAAAGAUUCAUCACAAGGUGGAUCAACGCAUACGCAGUCAUGAGCGUCCAUAUUCCUGUCGUGUGUGUAAUAAAUCAUUCCGUAGAAUGGAUGUUCUGAAGGAACAUAAAAGUGUACAUAGUAGGGAGCGUCCAUACUCCUGUGAUGUAUGUAACAAAUCAUUCAGUAGACAGAGAUACCUGAAGUCUCAUCAAGAUAUAAUACAUAGCGAGGUGCGUCUAUAUUCCUGUGAGGUGUGUAAUAAGUCAUUCACUUAUUUCAGUCAGUUGAAGAGACAUCGUCACAUACAUAGUGCGGAGCGUCCGUACUCCUGUGAUGCCUGUAAUAAGUCAUUCAAGUGCAAAAGUACUCUGAAGGAGCAUGAACGUAUACAUAGUGUGGAUCGCCCAUAUACGUGUGAUGUGUGUAAUAAAUCAUUUACUACUAUCAGUCAUAUGAAGAAACAUCAACGCAUACAUAGCGGGGAACGUCCUUAUUCAUGUGAUGUGUGUAAUAAAUCAUUUAGUAGAAAAAGCGAUAUGAAGGUUCAUCAACGUACACAUAGUGGUGAGCGUCCAUAUUCCUGUUCCUUUUGUAAAAAAUCGUUCCAUAGGAAGCAACAUUCAUGCACACGUAGUGGGGAGCGUCCAUAUUACUGUGAUGAGUGUAGUAAGUCAUUUCGUAUGAAGCGUGCCCUGGUGAUACAUCAGCGCAUACAUAAUGGAGGGUAUCCAUAUUCUUGUGAUGUUUGUAAGAAAUCAUUCCUUUUUCAGAGUCAUUUAAAGAGACAUCUGCGUAUACAUAGUGGGUAGUUUCCAUACCCUGAGGGGAUGUAUGUGAUGCGUUUUAGUAUGAAGGUAAUUUGGAAGUAUGUAUAAGUAUUCAGAAGUCACCAUACUGUUGUAAUUGUAGUAAUCAUGUCAUGUCAAUCAUAAAGUAUAGAGGCAGUAACAUGUACAAGUUGAACUUCUCAGUAUAGAGCUCCUCUGAACUACAUAUCUUUUCAGUUGUAAAGUCAGCUAAAAAAUCGUGUUCUACAAAGUAUGAAAUCAAUAUUUCAAUAACAUUAUUGCAUCCUCUUUGGCACCUGCUGUAUAGUAAUUUGUAUUUGUGAUUGACUUUUCAAUGGCUAGUCUUACCACAGUUGGGUCAUUCCAUGUUAAAUAAACACAGGUCACAAACUAACGAACUCAAAACAGAAUGCUUUACAUUUAUUAAUGCAAGAUAAUAUAAAAUGGCAAAUUUAUAAAAAUAAAUGUUUUUACAAUCAUAGCAUUAAGAUUAUUACUGUGAAUUGAAUAAGUCUUGGAGAAAAAUAUGGGGAAAUAUUUUAAAUUAUUACAACAAACAAUACCUCUACUGAGACAAAACUGAACAAGCUGUACAUCUGCAGGUCCAAACAUGCCUGGUUUGCAUUGUUUAAUAUUUAGCUUAUUGGUGAGUCAUCCUGUAUUUUCUGUAUUGGCAGGUGUGAUGAGGUUUCGUGUGUUCUGGGCUGUCUGAACAGAAAGCUGUACUGCUCAGUGAUCUUUGGGCAUAUUUACUUCAUGCUGCAAAUUUUGGUGAUGCAAUGUGCUUACAGUAAUUAUGAAUCUCAUGUCAUGAGUAUGUUAUACUGUAACCUGUUUAAUGAAAGUGAAUAUAUUAAUGUCAGAAACAACUUGAGAAACACACUUUCUUAGAUGUCUGAAAAACUUCCUCACCUGAAUAAUGAUUGUAAGUUCUGUGUGGUGAGAGUUGCAAGAGGCCAUCAAAGGUGAAGCGUACUUUAAAUAAACAGAAACAUGGUAGUGACAGUGAUGAGACUGAACAGUUUCCUUAACUGAAAGUUUGCAGUUGUUUGGUUAGUCAUCUAUCAAAAAGAAAAGACUAGGCAAGGUUAAAUUUAAAGAAUAUUUCCAAAUGAAUGGGUUUGAUGAAAAUAUUUUAAGUUCUUCAGUUAUAGAUAAAAGAACAAUGUUUGUACAUUACCUGGUGUACUCAAUACUGCAGAAAUCAUGUUCCAGGCAUUAUCCUGCAUGUUCUGGUUGCGAUAUUCUUCUAACCCUUUGUUCCACAAACAUGGAUACGUCCUUACUUCUUCAAUUAAUUCCUCCAGUGUCAUUUUCAUCUAAGCGAAUACUGUGCUGAAUGAUAUGUAACACAUGUUGUAAUCAGAGUGGGAAAUUACUGAGGCACACAGCUGACACCUGGAAGCGACGUUUUAAAAAUAUAGCCGAGAAUCAAACACUCUGUGAUGCAGCUAACAUAGGGAACAUAGCAUAUGUAGCGUAUGGAAGUCUGUGUGGUCAGCUGCAUUGGCAAUAAAAGGAGAUGUUUUUCUGUUCGUAUAGUGAACAUAGCGUACGUAGCACUCUGUGUGGCCGCACCUUAAUGCAAUAAAAAAUUCAUACCAAAAUUGGGGUACAGUGAAAUACUGAGUUCCCCAAGGAUCAGUUCUAAGGCUUUUGCUUUUCAUGAGAUAUAUAUAUAUAUAAAUGACCUCCCUCCAGCAAUAAAUACUUUCAGUACCUGUGAUAUUUGCUGAUGAGUAUCAUAAUUUAUAGUAAACAUUUUGGUAAUGUUUGUGUAUUGUCAAACAGCUCUCUCUCGUGAGAAAAAUGGCAACCAAACAGCACCCAAUGGAAAAUCCUACCAGGCACCCCUCCCCCUGUUCGAUGUUACCUUAACAAGAACCUUAAUAACCUUAUCAAGAGAUAUUCAAGCUGAAUAGCCUUAACCAUAUUACCACUGAGGUAGAGUGAUACAGAGCUCAGACAGGCCUUGCACAGUGCUGCAAAUGCUAAAAUUUCAGCCAUGUCUGGGCCAAUUGCAAGCAACCUCUUCUAUGAUUCUGGUGCAUAGAGAAUACCCUGAAUAUACAAAUACAGGAUCUACGCCCAACUGCUGAAACAGCACCCUAGGAGAAUGAGAGAAACUUCAUCCAGUGUCAUACCGAGGCUGCAGCCAUGGAAAAGGAGAAGAGCACAAUGAACUCCCAAAUGACCCUCUGGGAGGACGUUCUUCUCUAAAUACACCUCACUAGAGCAGUACGUCAUAGCUGCACUGCAUCAAGACACGCAGCGUCAGCAACCCCAGGCACUGCAGACNAGAAAAUCCCCCCCCCCAAUGCUGCAGAAUCUGCCACAACAGGGAAUUCAGAAGACAUUUGUCAGUACAGGCUCCUGGUUCACCUAAUAAUGGUGUAUUAAAAAUCGCCACUGCAUUGCAAUAGAUCAUCACAGAGCUUAGUGAAGCUGUCAGAAAACGAAAACAAUGGUUAUUAUAAAAAUGGUACUUAACUAAUGAAUCAAAAUGUGUUAAGUAUUUCUCAUUGCAGUAAUUGACAGAGUGUAUGUGGUGUGCAUAAAAUACAAUUGCCCUAAAUGGGACGCUGCAUGAGUGCGUCAAAGACUAUAUUCACAACACCACUACGACGUGGAUGAGAUAAAUACGAACACAACAUUUUAAUGGUUUUAGUUCAGUUUUAUAUAAGAGAUACAUAACACACAGCACAGUAUUAUUACACUUAGAUGAAAACACUGGCCAAUGUAGGGAGAAAUAAUUUUACAGAAAAACAGAAGUGAACAUGAAAAUGUGUGUCUGAUGAUGGCCGAAACAUGCUAUAUGUGAAUCUAAUGUAGUGUACUUAUACACAUAAACUGUAGUGUCUGAAAUAAAUAAUAAAAGAAAGAAA